AUGGCCAUGCUACGCUCCGCCGCCGUGCUCACCCGCGAUAACGUCGCCUUCCUGAUGGAGGGCGUGCCCAUCAUGUACCGCGAGCUGCUCUUUCCCGUGAAGAAGAACGCCGACCUGGUGUCGCAGGAUGGCAGGGUGGCGGUCAUCACUGGCGGCUCCCGAGGCAUCGGACUGGAGGCCGUCAAAACCAUGCUCAAACUCAACAUGCACCUCAUCGUUGGCUCCAGCAACCCGGACAAGGCCUCCAAGACGCUGCUGCCGCUGGCCACCGAGGCUGGCGGCCAGUGCAAGCUGGAGGUGUGGCCACUGGACCUCACCAAGCAGGAGUCGGUGCGCGCCUUCUGUCAGCGCUUCAUCGACUCGGGCCUGCCGCUACACGUGCUGCUCUGUAAUGCCGGCAUCAUGUUCUAUCCGAAACACGAGCUCACCGAGGACGGCUUCGAGAUGCAGAUGGCCGUCAACCACCUGGGACACUUCACCAUGCAGCACAUGCUGUACCCGCGGCUGCGUGAGUCGGGCACCCCCGAGCGGAAGGCGCGCAUCGUCAACGUCUCCUCCACGGCGCACAACUGCUGCAGCGGCAUGAACUUCGACGACAUCAUGCUCAGCAAAGUGUACUCGCCGAAGGGAGCGUAUUUCCAAUCCAAGGGCGCCCAGAUACUGUGCACCAAGUACCUGGCUAACAAAGCCAAGGAUUCGGAAGAUAACGUGACCUGCUGCUCGCUCCAUCCGGGGGUCAUCUACACCGACCUCUACGACUACACCACGCUCUACAAGAUGGCCUCGCCCGUGCUCAAGAAGCUGUGGAAGAGCCCUCAAGACGGCGCCGAGACGCUGCUGUACGCCUGUCUGUCGCCCGAGUCGGAGGGUGUCACCGGCGCCCACUUUGAGAACGCGGCCGUGUACCGUUCUGCGCGCUACACUGAGGACAAGCAGCAGCAGGAAAAGAUGUGGCAGCUCAGUCGUCAGCUCUGUAAGGGCUCGUGCGGGACCGGCUCGCUGCUGUGGGCGCUGCUGACUGUGGCUGCAGCGAGCAGUAGCACCGCAACCCCAGCGCCAGCGAACGCUGCCGGCACUUCCCUGCUGCUGCGGCACCUGGAUGGAGGUGCCGAACAGCGAGCACCGGUCCCUCAGGAGGGAAUCAGCCGACGGGCAGACGCUGCCCGAACCGCAGCCAGCCAGUCAAGCAUCCAGCACAACGGCACUGCGCCGAAGGCGUCUUCCAGGAUCGGUGCCGGGCUCCUGCCGUUGUCGGCGGCUGCAAAGUCCGGCCCUGCCAUCGAGGGACGAUCACUGCCGGCACAGGCCACCACCGCUCAAGAGAGGCGCGCCAACUGGCAGCCAGGUCACCCGUUCCAGGGCGUACCGCUGGAGGGAACCUACCUCGACCCAGCCCGUGAAACGACCGCAGAUGACGAGGAAGAUGACGGGAAGAUCGUCUACCGCCAGCGUCGACGCAAGGAUGGUCGACGAGGCCGAUACAACUCACGGCAAGUAAGCGAGGAUCGAUACGAGGAUCAGGAGGAAGCGCCAAGGAACCAGUACAGACGACCGAAGGCAGUACAGCAGGACGAGUACAGAGAGCCUGAGAAAGUUUCGCGGAAACGGCUUGACGCCCCUAAGGAGACUCAGCGGGACUAUUACGACGCUCCGGAGGAGGUACAGCGGGAUCGGUACAACAACUUCUAUCGGAACAGCUACUCCCGCCAGCGAGUGGAGCCCAUCACCGACAGCAGCGAGUUCUUCGGCGAGGAGGAGGGGCGUCAAGGUGGACACGGAGGUGCACGCGGUCACCGGCACGCGCUGGGAGAGAACCACGGAUACCCUCGUGACCAUGCAGCGCGUCACGUCUAUGGGGACGGACAUCGUGCCGGUGAUCCUUACAACAUCCGACCGACCGAUGAACAGGUGGAUCGUGAGCACGCCAGGGAGCAGGAGCACGACCACUACUACAGUCAACAAAGGUUCGACGACGAGUAUGAUGAUGAGCGGGAUGAGGGCCGACGCGGCAAGAGGAGGCGCCAGAAGCAGCGCCGACACAGGGGAUACGGUCGGGAGCGAGGUGGUCCCGCAGAGCGACCGAGGUACGCUGAAUACGAUCGACAGCAGGACACCGAGAAAGAUGUGAGAAACGAGGGUAGGAGGUACAAUAGAGCCCGGCAGACGGGGAGACAGCAGCCUCCUCGCCCUGAUGAGGACUACAGCGACUACCCAGCGGACUAUCCUGCAGACUAUCCGGCCGACUACCAGGAAGACUAUGACGGAGACUACUCGGACGACUACGACCGAGAUUAUACGGCCGACUACCCCGACUCAGAGGAGGCUCGCUUUCCUGUGUCGGAAGACCGUCGUCGGUACCCGCUAGAGAGACGCCGACCUGCACUCAACACUGUCACUACGCGGCGCGCCUACGCACCGGAAAACUUCACUCCGGAGAACUACACUCCAGAAAACUAUACCCCCACCCGGCGAAGUUCCUUUCGAGGGAUACCUUAUACAGCCGAGAACUACGACAGCACGACCGACAGCCGGAGAGAGCCGGCGACCGAGAUUCGUCCUGGGCGGGCGGCCGACGAAACCUUGAAAGGACCCGAGCGUCAGGAGAAAGCUGUCGUCCAUCGUAGGCGGGCCAGAUCCGUCCCUUCCCAGCAGCUAAGCGAACUGCUCAGUGUCAAUCACACUGCAGCGCUUAGGGACCUGAUCCGUGUCAUGGAGACGGCUCGCAGCUCAGAUGUGAGCUCACAGAGUCCGGUAAAGCUCGAUCAAGAAUCAGAGCCUGGGGCGGAGGAAACUGCCGUCCCAGUUAGUCGCGAUGCCGAAAAUCCUCUCGAAGAAGAGUAUCCGGAUGAACACGGGGAGCUUCCUAACGAGAUGGGAUCCGGCAUUGCGUCUAGUGUCACAUCAGGAAAAGAGUCUAGCCAUAACCAAGACGUAUCAUUCGACGAAAGCAUCGGUGCCGACCAUGAAAGUGAGAAUCAAACAGCCCAUCACAUCGACGAGACGCAAGUACGUGACUCCCGGCCCAACACAGAGACCUUCGGUGAUGACCACUGGCACUUGCAAUGGGAAAGUCUGAAGCACAACGUUCCUGCCUUCCGCCGUGGGCUGAACAGUGUAUCUAGCCCGACUUCCGUCAAACGCCAUCUAUACAGCGACACCCUUGAACAAGUGGCCAACCAUGUUGAGCGUGAUGGCCAAUCAUCCUCACCAGAUCCGGAACGAACGUUGAGCGUCUCUGCCUCGGAGCGAUCAACGCCUACACGGGCAGCUUAUUUCGACGAGCCCCUGCAGAGACAACAGCGGCAUGUGGCCUCGUCUGUCAGUGACCGCCCGGCACAGAUCGCAGUCAGCGAGCGAAGGAGCAGCGAUGCUCCCGGAGCUCUGAGGGAAAUCGAGCCAGUUCAGACCAACAAACUUCACAGCGAGUUCGAUCAGCUCGGCGGCCGCCAGCGACUGCAGCGUCUCACCGGCGCAUCAGAUGACGACGAAGGACCUGGAGGAUACCGCGAUUCGCUGGGCAGUCGUCGGCCCGGAGGCGUACCCGACGGACAUUAUGACGACGAAAACCGGUACCACGACGACGACCCAAAGAGGGACGAAAGCCGUGACCGGUACCCGAGCAAUGACCGACGCCCGGCCGAGACUCCAAACUACGACAUUAUUACACCCAACGAGCUUGCCAGUGAUGUCACAAGUUAUGAGAAGCCCCGUCGAUACCGUCGGCCUAAGGGAGACACGAAAUAUGAUGACCGUCGCCAGGAAAAUGAUGGAAGAGAUACGGGCUACCGUUCGGAUGGAGAUAAGGAGCAGAACAAUGCUCCCUACCACCAGCGUCCCCAGCACGGGCAGUUUUAUGAAGGCGGCAGACGAUAUGAGGACGAAGAAAAACAUCCCUAUAGACGUUACCCGGAAGGAGGAACACGUUAUUCCGACUCAAACAAGGCCGACAGUGGUUACCAGGAGAAUGAAGAAAAACCGUCCGCGUACCGCAGGCCUUCAGAAGAUCCCAGUUACUAUGGCGAUGAAAGAAGGCCGUCAGAAAGCCCCAGUUACUAUGGCGACGAGAGGAAGCCGACGGAUGCCACCGACUACCGCCAUGACGACAGACCACCUCAUUCCACUCGUUAUUAUGACAGUAGGAGGCCUUUAGACCACGCUUACCAUGGUGACGAAAGAAGACCGUCGAACGACAACGUCUAUCGCGGAGACGAGAGGAGGCCGUCUGAUGAUGGCCGUUACUAUAGUGACGAGCAGAGGCCAUCUGAUGAUGGUGGUUACCAUGGUGAUGAAAGGAGGCCAUCAAAGGACAGUGACUAUCGUGGAAACGAAAGAAGGCCCUCGGAUGACGGUAGUUACCAUAGUGACGAUCGAAGACCUUCUGAUGAUUCUAGUUACCAUGGUGACCAGCGGAGGCCGCCAGCUGACGCUAGUUAUCAUAGUGAUGAGCGGAGGCCGCCAGCUGAAGGUAGUUACUAUGGAGACGAGCGGAGGCCGCCAGCUGACGAUGGUUACCAUGGUGAUGAGCGGAGGCCAUCUGAAGACGACGGAGGACGACGAUACCUGCACGACGAGCCGGAAGAACGCCCCCAAUAUUACAAAGAACCUGACUCGCGCUACCCAAACUCGGCAGAGGACACCGGUGACGGAGGUUACUAUAAGACACCUCAUCCUGAAGAGGUAGAGCAGCAGCGACUCUACCGACGACCAGAGGAGCAAGGCCAAUAUUCACCUGACGGUGGCCGGGACGAGAGCGAGGACUAUCCUCAGGAUGGCAGCCAACAGUCGAGCACCCAGGAAACGGAGGAGGACUUAUACAGCGGUCCUAACCAGGGCUAUUACGACAACGGGGCACCCGGCUACUACGGUAACGACGGACCUGGCUUCACCCGUAACCAAGGCGACGAUGGACCCGUCUACAACCGUAACCCUGGAAACGAUGGACCUGGCUACAGUCGAAAUCAAGGAGAUGACAGACGAUACAACACGGAUAGAACCGGAGACAGAACGUCUCAUGGAGCGACCUCGUCACCUGUCCGUGCUAAAGUCCCCGAGCCGGACCAGAGCGAGGCAGACCGCCAGGUGAGCAGCUUCAUCAGCCAGAUGUUCAAGGAGUACGACCCGUUCCGACGCUCGGAGCAAGCCGUCUGAGGGCAAGACAAUCACUCUCUGUGAGCUCGGCUAAAGCGGCACUGACGAGCCGCACCGAUACCGACGAUGCUGACCGAUAAGUCGCGCCGCCUGCAGAUGCUGCUUGUUGACAGUGGGGCCCGCGUGGUGUCGGGGCUGUCGCCCUACGAUCGGGCAGCCGGGGGAAGGGGGGCUCGCGCUCCGACCAACAGGCGGUGAAUCCGGUGUGGGACCUAUUUGUGCAAGAGCGCUGUAUGUCAUAUGAGACAAUGUAAGGCUUGCCCGCGUGCCUCCGCAUAGGCUUUCAUCGGGAAUAUGGCAGCUAGACCCAAAGAUAUGAAAUGAUCGUUAUUGUAUCCUUGGCUGCACUGGUCAUUGGUGCACAGUGGCACUAUUUGUUUAUGGUACAUGAGUCAGUUGUUUUAUGUUGUCUGUUACACAUACCUACAUAUAUGAUAUAUACUCACAAUAGUUGAA
Amphibalanus amphitrite is the source of this 5604-nucleotide messenger RNA. RefSeq lists its product as uncharacterized. NCBI's taxonomy places the organism in Eukaryota, Metazoa, Arthropoda, Thecostraca, Balanomorpha, Balanidae. Bases 1 to 5148 code for a protein of 1715 amino acids. The record is from RefSeq and is a predicted model, not a curated record. The transcript has 10 exons.